UGAGGCGGCUGACCCGGAAGUUGACUUCAGUUGUUUUCUCCCAGCAACAACACUGGACGGUUAGCUUGUUAGCUGUCAUUUAGCGGCGCUCAGAGACCAGUUUCUGCCACAGAUUUCUCCACACAUACACAGAAUGGCUGAAGUGGAAGAAACUCUGAAGAGGAUCCAGAGUCAGAAAGGAGUGCAGGGAAUCAUCAUCGUCAAUUCAGAGGGAAUCCCCGUCAAGACGACGCUGGACAACUCCAGCACGGUGCAGUAUGCAGGACUGAUCCACCAGCUGGUGAUGAAGGCCAGGAGCACCGUACGAGACAUCGACCCCCAGAAUGACCUCACCUUCCUGCGGGUCCGCUCCAAGAAGAACGAGAUAAUGAUCGCUCCAGAUAAGGAUUAUUUCUUGAUCGUCAUUCAGAACCCCUCAGACUGAAAUGGAGGGAACUGCUGCACGACCCAUUACUCUCUCUGUCUGUCUUUCAUUUAUAAAUGGCCAAACAUUUUUUUUGUCUUGCUGAAUCAAAAAAACCUGUUUACCAGUAGCUUUUUAUGCGCUUGCUGUACGAAGAAGUAAAGGCAGGAUCUGAAGGUGGAUGAGAAUCUUGGCUCAGUACCGAGGUGUGUGAGCCGUACGAUAGUCAAACACCCAGCUGGCAAAUUUCCUUUCCCUCAUUUUAGCAUUCCAGUUCUGUCUCUUCUCCAACCAUAAUGUAUGUUAUGUCACUGUGUUGAUCACAUAUGUAUUUUAGCACAUGGUGAAGUACACACCUGCUAAAAUACAUAUGGGAGGAGUAGGAAACGUAAAGCUGGCCAGUGUAUGUGCACAGCACAGAGGAGAGAGAGGCCACAACACAUCUUUAGCUCUGACGAUGUUUUUUUUUUUUUUCCAGUUCAAACUUAAUGAAAAUCUUGGGACUGUUAUUUAUUAUUUUGUUGGCAAAAGAUGUUGAAGUGCAGUAUUUCAGAGGCGAGCAGUGAACUACACUACAAACACUUCUCUGCUCUUAGCAUGUCAACUUCCUGUUGGUUAUUUGUAACAAAUGAAGAAAUUAAAAAAGUCUGAAUGA
This is a messenger RNA of Toxotes jaculatrix (banded archerfish), 1058 nucleotides long. RefSeq names its product dynein, light chain, roadblock-type 1 (gene dynlrb1). Gene Ontology annotation, cellular component: centrosome; cytoplasmic dynein complex; cytoplasm. The record is from RefSeq and is a predicted model, not a curated record. NCBI's taxonomy places the organism in Eukaryota, Metazoa, Chordata, Actinopteri, Toxotidae. Gene Ontology annotation, molecular function: dynein intermediate chain binding. Gene Ontology annotation, biological process: microtubule-based movement. The transcript is spliced from 4 exons. The coding region runs from base 134 to 424 and encodes 96 amino acids.